AUGAACAGAGUUUCGAGGAAACUUUCACAAGACUUUGACAACAUGACCACAGCUGCAGAUGGCUGUAUUCAGUUUACUCGACAUGCAGGAGAUGUCUUGUUUAAUUUCAACCGCCUACGAAGCAGAAACAUGCUGACAGAUGUUACCAUUCAUGUCGAUGGGCAACUCUUUCAUGCUCACAAAGCAGUUUUAGUGGCUUGCAGUGGAUUCUUCUACUCAGUCUUCAUGGAUCCAGAGAACAUAAACCUCAGAUCCAUCACUCUGGACUCCAGAGUGGAUCCAAAGAGCUUCUCCAUUUUGCUGGACUUCAUGUACACAUCCUGUCUGAAUCUGAACGACAGUCACAUCUUAGCCACUUUAAAUGUGGCUGUUUAUCUGCAGAUGGAACACGUGGCAGAGACCUGCCAGCGCUUCUUCACAGACAGGAACUCAUCAGUGCAGACAGAAGAUGGCAUUAAUGCUUCUAAUCCACCUGAGAGAUUUAAAGGUUAUUCCACCAACGUUUUUAGAGGAAUCAACACGUCUAACUCUUACCAAGUCUAUAAUGACCGCACAAUGGUUGAAGGCAGUACAACAAAUACGUUUUGCUCCAACACAACCCCAAUGAGCCGUCAGAACUUCUCAUCAAUAAUACGACUGGCAGGGAGCUUUCAGGAUUCACCAACUCCUAUGGAGGAUGAUGUACACCAUCCUCAGGCCAACCGCGUAAGACUGUCCCCUGGCUUUGACAAACCUUUCAUCUGCAGUCCCCAAAGUCCUUUAAGAUCCGACGGACAGCCCAACUCACCCACAGAGUCCAGCAGUUGUAAGAACGCAGCACUUAACCUGAAAGAUCACUGCCCCAAAGCACACAAUUGGAAAAAGUUCAAGUUCAUUCUGAUGAACCAGACAUUAGAAGAAAAGGACUCGCAAGAGGAAAACAACAAAAGUGAUUCUCCAACACAUAAUGGGCACAACAAUGAGUCGAGUGGACAUCACAGAUCCCAGAGUGAAGACGGACUCAACAACCAAAGAGAUGAACUGAACCAAAGCAGCUGUAGCAGCAUCGGUUGUGAUAGUCCUCAGCGUCUUUCUCCAGAUUUGGCCUUGAGUGAUGAUGCAUCAAGACCGCCUUCUGAGUAUUCGCACUGUGAGAAAACCACAUAUAUGUGCAAUGGUUGUGAUCCUAAUUUCUCGGAGGAAGAGUCUACAAGAGAGCAAUCAGCUGGGGCCCACAGUGACAACAAGCCAUACAAGUGCGAUUGCUGCAAAGCAUCUUUCCGAUACAAGGGCAACUUAGCCAGUCACAAAACUGUCCACACAGGUGCAAAACCGUAUCAUUGCAACAUUUGUGGGGCACAGUUUAAUCGACCGGCUAACCUCAAAACUCACACACGCAUACACUCGGGAGAAAAGCCAUUCAAGUGUGAAACAUGUGGGUCCAGAUUUGUACAAGUGGCCCAUCUCCGCGCCCAUGUCCUAAUCCACACAGGAGAAAAGCCGUACCCAUGUGAGAUUUGUGGCACUCACUUCCGCCACCUACAGACCCUCAAAAGCCACAUGCGCAUCCACACUGGCGAGAAACCGUACCAUUGUGAAAACUGUGACCUACACUUCAGACACAAGAGCCAGCUCAGGCUCCACCUGCGGCAGAAGCAUGGGGCAGUGACCAACACGAAAGCCCAGUAUCAGAAGGGCCCCAGCGCUCAAGAGCCCAGUCUGGUCAAUGCGAGCUGA
This is a messenger RNA of Knipowitschia caucasica, 1716 nucleotides long. The record is from the annotation of a GenBank genome assembly. NCBI's taxonomy places the organism in Eukaryota, Metazoa, Chordata, Actinopteri, Gobiiformes, Gobiidae.